Molecule: messenger RNA, 840 nt
Organism: Symbiodinium pilosum
Lineage: Eukaryota; Dinophyceae; Suessiales; Symbiodiniaceae
Source: the annotation of a GenBank genome assembly
GGUACUUUGCUGGGCGCAUCCCUGGGCUGCCUUGCGGGCUUUGUUCGCUUCUUCCUGGGCAAGCCAGAUGGCAAGGCUUCAUCCUCUUCUGCCACCCUUUCGGCGCCUUUGCGCCGUGGCGCCGCCCUGGGCUCCGCGGAGGGCGAGGGUUUUCGGGGCCGUCGCCCCAGCCGCUUCGUCUCCGAACGCCUUCUCGGCGAGGUGUUGGGACCUUCUCCGACAUGUCCGGAGCGGAGGUGGAUUGUAAGACAGGCUCUUCAUGAGAAGGCCUUUCUCAAUCUGUUGUCCAGAUUUCUGGCAGAGGCUCGCUUGGGUCGAUUGCAGACAACCCCAAAGCAUGGGCCAGCCAAGGAGCACUUCGCCGCCACUCUCAUUCAGGACGAGCUGGCCUGUUUCGCCGGCCGCCAUGGCCCUUUGAAGAUCGAGCCGCUGGAGUUUGAGACGGGCCGGCCAAACUUGAAGGUCACAUAUCCCGGGCUGGAACAUGGUGACACCAUUACCUUUGUGAGCCACAUUGACGUUCCAGACUGGGCGCAGCCGCAAAUCUCCUUGCCCGGCGGCUGCUGUCAGCCAGUGCCUUCGGGGUCCUCUGGGCAACGUGCCACUUCGCGGCCCUGGCGUGGCAGGCUUGGCGCACACCACGCUACUUGUCCUCAUCCUCGCCGAGCUUGGGCGCUCCCGGCCACGCCUCCGGCGGAGUGUGGUUUGUCUGUUCCUUGCCGCCCAGCGAGCUGGAGAGGGUCGCGUAGGGGGCGCGGAGGCUGUGAGGGGCGAGUCGCUGGAAGACCUCCGGCGAGGGUCGUUGUCUGUGAAGCCAGUUCCGUCAGUCAGUUCAAUUGA